ACUCAACAAAAAAAGUGCGAGGCAGCAAAGUAAAUGGCGUCUCAAGUUGUUUUUUAUUCAAUAUCAAUGUGUUUCUAAUCUCACAAUGUCAUUUCUUAUGUUGGCGUGUCAGUAGUAUUGACUUAAUCUAUAUCUUUAAUGUUUCAUUGACGAUUAGUGGUUAUUUAGUCGACGUUUCACUUUUUGCUGUAAAACAAUGGCGUCGAAUGAUUCCAUAGAAUCCCAGGUAAAAGUUAGUGAAAAUCGUGAUACCGUGGACGAUUGCUACAGUUCAUGCAGCGAGACGGACGCCGGUGAAGGCAUCAAGCGUCGUCGAGUGACUCAUGACUACCGAAAACUUUCGAAAUUGGGAUACGAUCCAAGUGUGCCAACUAAUUUGAAACACGCAUCAACUAGCGAUUUCAAAGUGAGAAAGCGCAAACUUAGUGGUGAAUCCACAGAACUCUGCGUUUGGGGUGAGAAUUCUCGACCAGCAAAGUAUAGCAAGAUAUGGCCGGUGUUUGAUUCUGGAGGAUUUGGUGAUACUGCAGUACUUACACUUCACAUACUGCAAAAGUCUCAACCAAUGAAGAACUCAUUACUCUUUAAUAGAAACAAUGAUUUACAACAACCAUGCGUUGAUUGGUUUGGAGGCAUCAAUGCAUCAUGGAAGCAGACAAAGCUUUCCAACACAAUACCACAAGAUGACUUAACCAAGAGGAUCUAUUCCUCUGUUUCUCGUCAACUAAGAAUAAUCAACGGACACUUCCAAACGUCCAUGUUCAAAUACAAAUAUCCAAAAGUGACAAGAGCUAAUGUACUUCUGGAAUCAUCUACUUCUAGACGUCUGUCGACACAUAUCAGUCUAUCGUUGAAAGCUAUAAAGUUUCAAUCGACACCGAGGAGAGAGUUACCGUGCUAUGGUAAUUUAGAAUUGCCGUUGAAGCUUAAACAAGAAAAUGCAUCAUCACAAUUCUAUCCAGCUAUAAGUAGGAGUGUUAAAACCGAGACAGAUAAAGUGCAAAGUGCUAUUAAGGUGAAAGUUGAACGAGACAGCAUUAAAAAUGAAGGAGAAAUUGAGAAAAGCAGAGAUAAAGAAAGGGAAAGAGAUAGGUCGUCCCACUCGUCCCGCCACUCGUGCCAGCAGUGUCGGCGCCGCUCGCGGGUGAAGCGCUGCUCCAUCGGCGUGCAGUGCCGGCGCGAGCGCACGGGGCCCGUGUGGGGCCCACUGGCGCACAGCCUGGACCUGAAGGGGCUCAAAUACCAUAGGUUAAUGCGAGUAGAGACACAUCCGAACGGCGGCGCUAGUGUGGUGUAUCUCAACCAACAAGAUGUGGAUAUGUUAAGUCCUCCACAACAGGAAACACUCGCUAAGGAGUUUUUGAAGCUCGUUUUCUCCGAGAACAGUGAGGGUUGGGCUAACUUCGUUUGCGGAGUGGUCCGGGGAGCAGCCGCGAGGCUCCCUUGCCUGUUGCAGUAUUUAUCAGAGAAGUACCCAACAUUGACUGUAAAAGCAGGUGUUCUGGCUAGGGCGUCUGAUAUUGAGACCACAACUAUAAGCCGUUAUUAUCAACAGGUGCAGCAGUCAUACUCAGCGGGAACAUUUCGUUCUGGCCCACUGCACCAGAUCUCGUUGGUGGGGACUGUGCACGAGGAGGUUGGGGGUUACUUUCCCGAUAUGUUGCGUAUGCUGUCCGAUUGCCCCUUUCUUAACCUGACAAUGCCUUGGGGUCCGAUGUCAGCCGUGGAUAUGGAUCCUCAGGAGUCCAACGACGGUCCCAUACUGUGGAUCAGGCCGGGAGAACAACUUGUACCGACAGCAGAACUCGGAAAGAGUCCCAUUAAGAAAAGGAGGACGGGCAUGAACGAGCUGCGCAACCUGCAGUACCUGCCGCGCUGGAGCGAGGCGCGCGAGUUCCUGUUCGAGGACCGCACGCGCGCGCACGCCGACCACGUGGGCCACGGCCUCGAUCGGAUCACCACCGCUGCCGUCGGAGUCCUUAAGGCGAUACACUGCGGUGAUGAAUCAGACCGUGGCAGGAUAACCAAAGAUGUGGUAGCUUUUCAUGCAGGGGAUUUCAACAAACUGGUGCAAUUAUUACAGUUAGAUCUCUACGAGCCACCCAUCUCUCAAUGUGUCACAUGGUUAGAAGAAGCAAAAUUAAACCAACUUCGUCGAGAAGGCGUCCGAUAUUCAAGACUACCUUUGUGCUCGGACGACAUUUACUUCUUACCGAGGAAUAUCAUUCAUCAGUUCAGAACUGUAUCUGCUGUUACAUCUAUUGCAUGGCAUCUGAGAUUAAAGCAAUAUUAUCCUUCUUCUGAGGCGUCUUCACCAGCUGACGAGAGACCGCCGCCGGAUCAGAAUACAAGUAACCAUUCAGAUUCUAAAACAAAACAUAAGAGUGGUGUUAUUGAAAUGAGAGCUUUGAGUGCAAAAUAUAAAGAAAAGUCUGCACUAAAAAUAUCUGAAAGUCGAAAGAGCUUAGAGGGCCAAAGUAAGGAUAAAACAGAUGAAAAGAAAGAAAGACGGACAGACAAACACGAAAGGUCAGAGAAGACCGACAAGAAUGAAAAAAGCGACAAACACACACACAGGCAUAGAGACACAGAUAAACAUAGAACAGAGAAAUCAGAAGCUCGAAUUACUGAUAAAUCGGACAAAUCUUCAGAUAAAUCUGAUAAACCAGAGAUCAGGGUUUCUGAUAAGGAAAACAAAGUCGAUAAGUCAGACAACAAAUCGGAAAAAUCAGAUAAAUUGGAUAGAAACGAAAAAAUUGAUAGACCGGAUAAAGAAAGAACAGAGAAGAUUGAAAGCAGAUCAGAUAAAGCUGACAUAAAGUCCAGUGACAAGAACGAAAAGUCCUUCGAAAGAGCCGAUAAGGAAAGAACCGAUAGAUCAGACAAACCAGACAUUAAAACAGACAAAUCCGAAAGUAGGUCAGAGAAAUCUGAUAGAUCGAUAGAGAAAUCCGACCAAAAAUCAGAAAGCAGAACUGAAAAAGAAAACAGGACAGACAAGGAUAAUCGAUCGGAACGAUCAUCAGAUAAAACUCACGACCAUCACAGGCGGCACUCGUCAUCUCGUCACAAAUCGUCGCACCACAAGUCUGAGAGGUCCCGGGACCACAAAGACCACAAAAAGGACCACAAGAGCUCAGACGAUAGGAAGUACGAGAAGCAGAGGGAUAGGGAUGUGAAAGGUUUUGCCGAUUCAAAAGUGCAAAGUGAUAAGUUACCGCAAGUUAUCCAUCGACCUCCGGAUUAGUGUGUGAUUGUGUUUGAAAACAACAGGCUCUGUGAGUGGUUAGAAGAUUUGGACCUUGUGACGGCGGGUGCAAUGUCCCUUCUCUGUGUUUUAUAACAAUACGUUGUAUUGCAGUGAAAUCGUUGAUAUAAAUAAUGUUUUAAAUUAUAAUCAUGUCUAAUUUGCGUGAAUGUUACGGCUUUAUUGUAAUUGGUUAAAAUAUUAUUUGGUGUAACUUUGUAUAGUUAAAAUUAUUUUUUUAUAAAUAAUUAAAAUUGAUCUCUGUUUCGACUGCACAAGGUUCAAAAUUUCUCUAAAAACUCUUUGAGCGGAAAAAUCGUACCGUAGGAUAAUUCCCUGUAAAUAAUAGACUAAGAGUCUCGUAGAGGCUAAGCGAUGGAUGGUUGAACGCGCAGUUUUAGAUCUUUCUCGUUUACUGAUCAGUACUUAGUUUUUAAACCAUAUUUUGCUUUAUUUAAAGCAAAAUAUGGUUUAAAAAUGUGUCUUGUUUUAAUUAACAAUAAAAUGAAAUUAUUUGCAGUAUUGCACAGAUUACUAAAGUAUUCCUGGUAUUGGUUUUUCAACUGCUUCAACUGAUAAAUGAAUAUCAGUAUUAAAUACAAGUUCCAUCAAUUCACAUCUAAAACUGCGUUAUGAUUGUGAUGUAAAAGUUUUAACGAAGACGAAAAUAUAAUAAAUAAAUUUUAAGAUGAAAAAAAAUUAAUAUUCACACAUAUUUCUAAAGAACUUGCACUAAGAGUAAAAAGAUAUAUUAAUAAUAGUUAAGAUUAGAGAGUACAUUUUUUUUUGUGAUUUUUAUUAAAUUAUUUAUUACGUCCCUUGUUAAUUGCGGCUAAGGAGAUACGGAACACUAGUGUUCGAAUUAUUUAUUUAGGAAACGAAAUAUAUUUGAAUAUGUGACUAUUUUUAUCGUUAGGGGCUAAAGAUUCUAGAGAACUGAUAUAACUGUCUUCAAAGCUGCGUUUCCAUGAAAGAAAAAUUGGCAGCUUUUGUGUUCUCAACUCGCAAUUUUGACUGAAUCAUUUGCAAUUACUUAAUUUUGUAUACUUGAUGGUGACUGUCAAGAAUUUAAAAUAGUUGAAAACGCAGAAAUUGCCAACAACUUGACUGGAAAUGCUUCGUAAAGUUUAUUACUAAGAAAUAAGCUCGGAGGAGACAUAAUAUGGAUGGUGUAGGUUAAAGAACAUUUUUAUAUUGAACUUUUUAUAUUAAUAAUGCCAUUCUCAAUUUCUAAAAAUAUUCAUAAAUGACACAAAAUGAACACAAGAAAAUAUAUCUAUCAAAUGUCCUCUAAAUCAACUGAUAUUAUAUUUUGAAUUUUGGUUAUUGAAUGUCACAAUUGUGAUAUUGACAGUCAACUUUAAAGUUUAUUUAUAUUAAAAUGAUUUAAUUUGGACUUGCCACUUAUUAAGAAGUGGUGGUGAAUGACUGUUAUUAAAGUUUGAAGUUUAUUUAAAAAAAAUCUAAAUUCAAUAUCGAUUGAAUUUGAAUACACAACUUAUACCAUUCAUAUGUGAUUUUCUUUGUUUUCAAAGUUAAAAAAGUCUAUUUAGGAAGUCUUAUAUUGUAAACAAUAGUUUAUUUUUGUCAAAAAUAUAAAUAAAUUUAAGUUUCGAAAACUAUUAUAUUGAUUAUAUUUUUUAAUUAAGUUUUUUUCGAUCUGAAUUUAUCUUAGGUAUUCAAAUAAAAAU
This is a messenger RNA of Vanessa atalanta (red admiral), 4938 nucleotides long. RefSeq lists its product as uncharacterized. The record is from RefSeq and is a predicted model, not a curated record. The transcript is spliced from 12 exons. Bases 197 to 3247 code for a protein of 1016 amino acids. NCBI's taxonomy places the organism in Eukaryota, Metazoa, Arthropoda, Insecta, Lepidoptera, Nymphalidae. Gene Ontology annotation, cellular component: nucleus.